AAGGGUGGAUACAUUAAUCAAUUAUUGAAUCUGUAUCUGAAUGGUUUAUUUUUGAGUUUUUACGGUUUUUUCGUAUAAUUUUAUUUGGUUUUUUGAUUAUUAAUUUCAUCUUUUCAAAGAUGGAGUUUUGGUAACUUUUAAAAGAAAAAAAGGGGUGAGCGUAGCAAUAAAUAUUUAUCAUAAUGGAUAUUGGAAACUCAACAAAAACUACAUUGCAGAGAUACCUAACCUUAAAAAUACCUAUAUCGAAUCGAUUAAAGGUGAAACUUAAAGCAACAUAUUAAGAAAAUCAUUUUUUUUAAAAUGGUUCUUUCCGAGAAUACUACGGAAAAACAAAACUCAAACACUGACUUGAGUAAUACAAGUUCAAAUGUAAAAUAUAAUUCUUAUGAGCAUCAACAACACGAGGCCAAUUUACAUAAUGAAAACCGCAGUAAUUUCAUUGAAAAAAAUUAUCUUUUAUCUGAAGUUAAUAAAAAAAAUUCCAUAAUUUUGUCCGAAGAAAAUAAUAUCAAUAUGCAAAAGAUGAAUGGUUUUAAAAAAGAGAUUGAUGAGAAAAAAUUUAGUCUAAAUGAUCCUGAAAUGAAUCCAAUUAAUGGGCAUAUUAAUGAACCACCCGAUGGUGGAAUAAGAGCAUGGGCAAUUAUGAUUGGAAGUUUUGUCAUCAAUGGAAUACUCUUCAGUGUUAUUAAUAGUUAUUCUCCAAUUUAUGGAAAUUUAAAGGAAAGACUGAAAAUUGCAGGCCUUAGUGAUACCGCAGAAAAAGCCGCAAUUGUUGGUUCUCUACAACUUGGCACAACAUUUGGAAUGUCUCCUGUGGCAGGAAUUCUUACAAAAAAAAUUGGACUCCCAGUGACAACAUUUUUAGGAGGUCUUAUUGCCUCUGUGGGAGUACUUAUAUCAGCUUUUAUGCUAGACUCGGUUGAAUAUCUGUACUUGACAUAUGGAGUUAUGUUCGGAGUAGGAUCAAGUCUUGCCUAUGGUCCCAGUUUAAUAAUUUUAGGACAUUAUUUUAAGCGUCAUUUAGGAUUAGUAAAUGGAAUUGUUACUGCAGGAAGUUCCAUUUUCACAACCAUUAUGCCACAUUUCAUGGGUUAUAUAAUUGAGAAUUAUGGUUUAAAAACACUUAUGAUAAGCUUGGGUGCUCUUACCUGCAGUGUAAUGCCCUGCGCUUGUUUAUUUAAACCAAUUGCUCUGAAUACGUGUCCAGUUGUAGAGAAACCAAAAAUUACGCACGAUACAACACUUUGUGAAAAACUUAAAAGUAAAAUCAAUACGUCCGUAUUAAGAAAGAAAAAAUAUAUUAUCUGGGCAUUCGCUAUGACCAUUGCUCUUUUGGGUUAUCAUGUGCCAUAUAUUCACGUAGGGAAAUUUGUAGAAGAUAAUUUUGGUAAAGAUUAUGAUAAAAAUUUUCCAAUCACGUGCCUUGGAAUAACGUCGGGAAUUGGGCGCUUAGUUUUUGGUUACAUCGCAGAUUUACCACGUAUCAAUAAAAUAUUUUUACAACAGAUUGCUUUUACUUGUUUGGGAGGUCUAAUGAUGCUUUUAUCAGUUACAACUUCUUACACAAUGCUUUUAAUAAUUUAUUCUGGAAUGGGAUUUUUUGACGGAUGUUUUAUAUCUCUUUUGGGUUCAAUUGCUUACGAAUUUUGUGGUCAUGAGCAUGCAACGGCUGCAAUCAGUUUACUAUUGGGAAUGUGCGCAAUACCUGUAAUUGCUGGAUCAGCAUUUGCUGCACGUCUUUAUGAUCGUACAGGUUCUUACAGUAUGACAUUUAUUAUAAGUGGUAUACCACCGAUAGUAGCAGCACUAACCAUGUUCUUAACAAGAUGCGUGAAAAAUGAUGCAAAUGAAAAUAUAAAAGAUCCCGCUGGAGAGUCUUUAACCAAACCAAAUGGACAAACUGGUUGCACAAUGUCAACAACGAAGGUAGAAAUAAUUGCAAAUGAGGAAAAAGAUAAGGAACUUCAGGAAAUUUAAAAUAACGAGCCAAUCUUCGCCAAAUACAGCUUGAAAGAAAACUCAAAACAAAAAAUUCAUCCCCUCAUCAUUAAUUAUGUAGAUAUAUGGUAUUUUACUAAGUGAGUACAAAAAUGCAACAUUUUACUAAGUGUAUGUGAUAAAAAACGAAGAUCUAUAUACGCAUAUAUUUUUAAUAUCAAUAGAAAAUAUUUUUAAAACAAAUCAUUAUAGAAAUAGUACAUAAUAGACCUUUCGUAAAUUACUUCAAAAUAUUUCACAAUCUAAAUCCAUUAAAACCUGUUAAAUAAUUAGAUUAAAAUAUUGACAAGCAAUUAGCAUAAUAGAAAACAUAAUGAAAUUUUUCAGUUAUAGUUCUGUGGAAAUUAUUUGUUUAGAAAAUUUUUUUUCAAGUACUUAACUUGCACUAUAAGUGAGUUAAGAAUACAAAAAUAUAAGCCAUAAUAAAUUCAUCAAAAUUGUAAGAAAAGGAAAAAAAAUAGAAAAAAAUUUCACGAGUACUUAACUCACAUUUUAAUAUAAUAUAAAUAAAUUGUAGUUACAUAAUUUUAUUGUCAAAUAUAAUUUUCAUUAUGAUUUAUAAUAAACUAAAUGCAUUUUCAUACGAGGCUCGAAUUUUUUUCUUUUCUUUUUUUUUUUUUAAAUAUAGACUAUAUAAAUAAAAUGAGAAAUUAGACUUUUAUAAUUACACUAAUUAUUAUUUUCAUAUGACAAUGAUAUCAUGCUUUUUAUAUAGAGAGAUUAAAAGAGACACUACUUUACAUUUUUAAAAUAUUAUAAUAAAAUACUUUUUGAAUUUAAAUACUGCAUGAUAUUAUAAACUUUGUUCGUUAUAUUGUUACAACAGACUUGCGAAAAGCCAAUGUGAAUAUUGCAUUUAUUUAUAAUCUUGAGCAACGAAAAAUUAGAAAUCUUUAAUAAUUCUCUUGAGUGUAAAAAACUAUUAUAGAAAAUUAAAAAAAAAAAAUUCCCACUAGAUAAGAAUUUUAAAAAUAUGUUAACUGAACAAUACAGCAAAAAGAAAAUCUUUUUUUUUUUGUUAGGAAAGAAAUGAAUCUAAUUGUAAGUUGCUUUUUUAAACAGUCUUGUUGAUUUUCUGAGUUGUUUUCUUUUACUGAUUUUGUAUUUUCAAUUUAAGACAGUUAUUUGGUAAAAUAAAACCGAUGCUGAUUUUAAGAUAGUGCUUUCCUAAAUUAAAACUGAAUAAAUUUUGAAUUUCACAUGCUUCGUAAAUUUAGAUUUACAAAUAUCUUAUUUUUACACAAGCUUUAGAUUAAAUUUAUUUUAUUCUUAUUUUCAAGAUAAACUUAAUUUGAGAUUAAUGUAAAAAAAAAGAUUUUCUUUCUACUUUAAAGUGAACUAUUUUACUGCGAAUUAGUCAAUUUAGAUGACAAUUUUUAAAAUGUACACUGUAAAAAAUUUGAAGAGUUAUAAAAACAGUCGGAGUAAAAAACCAGAAAAGUAAAAGAUUACAAUUUUUUUUUUUUAAAUUUUAACUCCUACAAAUUUUUAUAACACUCAUUUUUCACAGUAUAUGUAUGUGUGUACAAUUGUUAAGAAUUUAAAAAUUUAUACACACUAAAAAGAUUAUAUUUUUGAAAAAUUGUUGAAAUAUUUAUAAACUGAAUAUUUCAUUGU
Leptopilina boulardi is the source of this 3618-nucleotide messenger RNA. It is a transcript of the gene kar, whose product is annotated as monocarboxylate transporter 10. Gene Ontology annotation, biological process: transmembrane transport. The transcript has 10 exons. Bases 304 to 1980 code for a protein of 558 amino acids. Gene Ontology annotation, molecular function: monocarboxylic acid transmembrane transporter activity. NCBI's taxonomy places the organism in Eukaryota, Metazoa, Arthropoda, Insecta, Hymenoptera, Figitidae. The record is from RefSeq and is a predicted model, not a curated record.